Glossina fuscipes is the source of this 1570-nucleotide messenger RNA. Its product is annotated as probable citrate synthase, mitochondrial. The record is from RefSeq and is a predicted model, not a curated record. Lineage: Eukaryota; Metazoa; Arthropoda; Insecta; Diptera; Glossinidae. The transcript is spliced from 5 exons. Bases 86 to 1483 code for a protein of 465 amino acids. Gene Ontology annotation, cellular component: mitochondrial matrix. Gene Ontology annotation, biological process: tricarboxylic acid cycle; citrate metabolic process; carbohydrate metabolic process.
AAAUUUUAAAUCGAAAAAAACCAAAACAAAAACCAAACACUGAAUUUAAAAUAUAAGUAAAUAAAAAAGUCUGCAAUAUUACAACAUGUCGAUUUAUCGUAUUUCUACUACACGUAAAAUGCCCGAAGUUCAGAAAAUAAACGCUUUGUUGGCCUCUUACGUUCGUUUUAUAUCAGCCGAUUCCAGUUUGCGUGACGUUUUAGCUGCUAAGAUUCCAGCUGAACAGGAGAGAGUAAAGAAUUUCCGUAAACAACAUGGGUCGUUUAAAAUGGGUGAAACCACUAUCGAUAUGAUGUACGGCGGUAUGCGUGGUAUUAAAGCUCUGGUUACGGAAACUUCAGUUUUAGAUGCUGAGGAAGGCAUUCGUUUUCGUGGUCUAUCCAUACCGGAAUGUCAAAAAGUGUUACCGGCGGCUGACGGCGGUGAGGAGCCUCUGCCUGAAGGUCUAUUCUGGUUAUUGUUGACUGGUGAAGUGCCCAGCAAAGCUCAAGUAAAACAAGUUUCACGCGAGUGGGCUGCACGUGCUGCUUUGCCACAACAUGUAGUGACCAUGUUGAACAAUUUUCCCACUAGCUUGCAUCCCAUGUCACAAUUUUCGGCUGCCAUCACUGCCCUGAAUCAUGACAGCAAAUUUGCCAAAGCCUACUCAGACGGUGUUCACAAAUCAAAAUAUUGGGAACAUGUCUAUGAAGAUAGCAUGGAUUUGAUUGCCAAACUGCCAGUAGUAGCUGCCACCAUCUACUGUAACACAUAUCGUAAUGGAAAAGGUUCGAAGUCAAUCGAUUCGAGCUUAGAUUGGUCUGCUAAUUUUGUUAAGAUGUUGGGUUACGAUGAUCCCAAGUUUACAGAAUUAAUGCGUCUAUAUUUGACCAUACACAGUGAUCAUGAAGGUGGCAAUGUGUCAGCUCACACGGUACAUUUGGUGGGUUCUGCUUUAAGCGAUCCCUAUUUAUCAUUUGCCGCUGGUAUGAACGGUUUGGCCGGACCUUUACAUGGGUUGGCCAAUCAGGAAGUGCUGGUCUGGUUACGUAAGUUGCAAAAAGAAGCUGGUAGCAACCCAAGCGAAGAGCAACUGAAGGAAUAUAUCUGGAAAACACUGAAAUCCGGUCAAGUAGUGCCUGGUUAUGGUCAUGCUGUAUUGCGCAAGACCGAUCCUCGCUACACCUGUCAACGUGAAUUCGCUCUCAAACAUUUACCUAAUGAUGAACUUUUCCAGUUGGUAUCCAAAAUCUAUAAAGUUGUUCCACCCAUUCUUCAGGAAACUGGAAAAGUUAAGAACCCCUGGCCUAAUGUGGAUGCUCACUCCGGUGUUUUAUUGCAAUAUUAUGGCAUGAAGGAGAUGAACUACUAUACGGUGUUGUUCGGUGUAUCGCGCGCUCUCGGCGUAUUGGCUUCGCUUGUUUGGGAUCGUGCUUUGGGUCUACCCAUCGAGCGUCCAAAAUCGUUAUCAACAGACUUACUUAUGAAAAUGGUUCAAAAGUAAACGCGCUUUAUAUGAAAACACGCCUCGAUUACCAAAAACAAUUUAGUACUAUCUAUCAAUUGCUAUAUACACCACAAACCAGUUAAG